GAAUAAAAUAAUUGUUUUGUUUCUAAUGAUGAUUUCGAAGGUGGCCAGCAGCGUUGGACUUGAUUAGUUGGGGAACGCCAGAGGGAGCUACGUCGCCCAACUGCAAGAAUGUGACAAAAUGUCAUUGAGGAAAAUCGUCGAACACUUGGGGUUCCACCGCACCACACUCUCCUUCUUCCCCUUCCACCACUCAUCGCGUCCACUUUCCUUUCAUUCACCUCAACCCCUUCACCAAGGAAACCAGAACCUAGACCCUCACUCUCUAUUGAAACAAGACCCAAUCGAAAUAUGCACUUCUCUAUGGGUAAAAACCUUCUCCUCUCCCCAAAACACCUCGUUCCCCAACCUCACCGGCUUUCUCUCCAACUUCGAUCUCUGGCUCUUAGCAUACCAACGCUCAUGUGCCCACGCCACCGGCACUUUCCCUCCGCGUAACGCCGUCGGCACCCCCGUUCUCCACUCCCUGCUCUCCCUCCGCAACGCCGUAAUCCGCAACCGUUUCGAAUGGAACAACAAAACGAACCCUCUCCUUCGUGCCCCCAACGACGCCGCCCUUUCAAAGCCCCUCUCUAAACGCAGACUCCAAGCCGCUAUCAAAUCCGACGCGUCCUGCUUCCAGGACCGCGUUGUUCAGGAGGUGCUACUCAUGAUUCUCGAACCGGUUUUUGAACGCCGGUUCUCCCCCAAAUCGCACGCUUUUCGACCUGGUCGAAAUGCCCACACGGUUAUUCGCACCAUUCGGAGUAACUUCGCAGGGUACUUGUGGUUCCUCAAAGGGGAUUUGUCUGAGAUUUUGAACCACGUGGAUCCAGAUGUUGUAAUGUGUUCCCUUGAAAAGGGUACUAGGGAUAAGAAAAUUCUGGGGUUGAUAAAAUCUGCGCUUGAAGGGGUAAAAGUGCGUAGUGUAUCGCGCAAGGAAGAGAACGUUGAGGAGUUGAGGAGACUUAAGAAGAGGAGGGCUACGAAGAAGAGGAUUCUGAAAGAGAAUGAGCCGAAACCUGAUCCUUAUUGGUUGAGAACGUUUUUUAGUUUUGCUCCUGAGGAGGCUGCUAAGGUACCUAAUUAUGGGCAUUGUGGGAUUUUAAGUCCUUUGCUUGCUAAUGUUUGUCUUAAUGAGUUGGAUUGUUGGAUGGAGAAAAGGAUUGUUGAGUUUUUUAGGCCUAGUGAGUUUGAUUCCAUAUGGAAGUAUUCGAUUGAUGAUGGGUGUCAUAACCCGGCAUGGCCCGAGUUUGUUCCGUCGAGUGGGAAGGAAAAGACUAGGAAGAUGGAUUACGUUAGAUAUGGGGGACAUUUUUUGAUUGGGAUUCGAGGGCCUAGGGAGGAUGCUGUGGAAUUGAGGAAGAAGAUUGUUGCAUUCUGUGAGAGUGUGUUUGGGGUGAGGUUGGAUAAUUCCAAGUUGGAGAUUGAACAUGUUACUAGGGGGAUACAAUUCUUGGAUCAUAUAAUAUGCCGGAGGGUGAUACACCCUACCUUGCGUUACACGGGUUCCGGAGGGAACAUUGUGAGUGAAAAGGGUGUGGGGACUUUGCUUUCUGUUACUGCUUGCUUGCAGCAAUGCAUUCGCCGGUUUAGGAGGCUUGAACUUGUUAAGGGUGAUAAGGACCCCGAGCCACUUCCGUGUAAUCCUAUGUUGUACUCGGGUCAAGCUCACACAAAUUCUCAAAUGAACAAGUUCCUUGAGACCAUGGCUGAUUGGUACAGGUAUGCUGAUAAUCGCAAAAAGGUUGUUGGCUUUUGUGCCUAUGUUGUUCGGAGCUCAUUGGCCAAAUUGUAUGCUGCUAGGUAUAGGCUGAAGUCCCGAGCCAAGGUGUAUGGAAUAGCUUCACGAAAUCUCAGCCGUCCUCUGAGGGAAAGCAGCAACAAUUCUGCACCUGAAUAUUCAGAUCUUUUGAGGAUGGGGCUGGUUGAUGCAAUUGAAGGUGUUCAAUUUUCGCACAUGUCUUUGAUUCCUUCUUGUGACUAUACUCCAUUCCCAAGGAAUUGGACCCCGGAUCAUGAGAGGCUGUUGCAUGAGUAUAUAAAACUUGAAAAUCCCAAGUUUUUCUGUGAGUUGCUCAGAUCUGUUAAGCAAAAAGGUUUAAAUCUGCCUCAAGAUGAAAUAUCACAAAUGGUAUGGGACUACAAAACUCGCGGAGUUUGUUAUUUUCGAUAUAACGAGGAUAACAAAUUAAAAUCUGAUUUUAAGGAGAUAACUGAGUAAACCUAAAAUAAGUGGAAUCUUCUCAAUAUCAAGGUUCUGCUUCCAAAUUGGUGUGAUAUGGUAGAAAAUUGGUUGUGUGCAUUGCCGAGCCUUUUGUUUGUUGAGUACUUCAGAGUGAAAAUCCCUCACGAGAAAUGGUAGUCAGUGCUGUACAUGAAAGGCAGAAUACUCCCAUUGGAUGGGUGCGGAACUCGGAUAGCAGCAUUGUAAUUAACUACUGAGUACUGACAAUUUGUAACAUAGGAAAAGAUACCUACUUGAGAGUGGAGUGGAGACUAUUCAUGACAUGAAGAAAACCUUGAUGAUUGAUAUACAUACAACUUGAGGGAAGUAAAGUUUUCAAGGUAUGAUGUUUAUCAUUCAGUGUACCACUUUUCCAGGAGCUUCCAGUUAGAUCCAUCCCAACUGUGGUAGAAACCGUCCUUUCUUACUGACCAAUAAACUGUUUGGUGGCCUUUGUCUCUCUUGGCAUGGUACACGUCCCAAGUGGUGAACCACGGUAACCACUCAGCAGUGCAUUUGGAAUGUUGAUCCUCUGUGAUAGUGCUGUUGCGGUGAUGGCCUAGUUUGAGAUAAAAGAAAGGACUUUUGUCGCAGCCAAGUUCCAAUUGCACCUUGGUGUUGUUGGGCAGGUCAUUUCGUAUGUCAACAACCGUGUUUGGGCAGUGAUUCUGAGGCCUAGCAAGUGUUGAUGUGGUCAGAAAAUAGGACAGAAAGAGUAGAAAGAAGGCGAAGAAGGGGUGGAGAAAACCCAUGAUGAUUGUAUCGCGUUGAUGGUUGAGUUGGUCUUUAAAAAUAGAGAGGGUGGAAACUUAUUAUUUUGUUGGGGUGUACAGUUCACACAAUUCCCGGUUGGUGUACCUUUAUCAAGAAAGGGUGAAUGGUUCACGGUUCCUCCAUUUUAGGAAAACCAUCAUGAUUUAUGCAAGACAAUAUUAGAAACCAGCCUGGACUAUCAACCAAAUCAAUAUUUAAGGUUUAUGUCAUAUUCAUCUUUAGUUGAGAUGAAUCAAUGACAACAA
Molecule: messenger RNA, 3222 nt
Organism: Vigna unguiculata (cowpea)
Lineage: Eukaryota; Viridiplantae; Streptophyta; Magnoliopsida; Fabales; Fabaceae
Gene: NMAT1
Product: Intron maturase, type II family protein
Biological process (GO): mRNA processing
Source: RefSeq, a predicted model, not a curated record